UCACAAUCUGGACCAUGAUCAUGAGGAAUCUGUUACUACCACUGAGUUAUGAACUGCACUGUAGCUGGUUGAUGGUGCUGUUGAUGCUCGCAGCUAGUAGUAGUAUCAGCAAUGGCUUAGUACAGCAGCAGACGACGAUUCAAGUUUGUCAGAAUAAAGAUUGCUGCAAGCGAUAUCAGCAAGCACACAAUUCGAUGGAUCUCGUACAGACAUUUCGAGACCUGUUGGCACCCAGUACUAUUACUAUUAAUAGUAGUCAACAACAGCAACAACCACAAUUCGUGGUGGAGGCUAGUGGAUGUCUGAGCCAUUGUGGCAGUGGACCCAAUGUGGCCAUCAUCACACCAGACGGCUCGUCGUCCAGCAACAACCAAGAGACUGUUCACAAUCACGUCGAAACUCCCACUAGUGCCGCCGCCAUUCUCCCGGUGGAACCACAUCCGACGCUGUUGGCGGCUGUCACCGUCAUGGAAAAGGCACACAAAGCCACAGAGACAGACAAGAAACUCCAUCUACUCAACUCGGUCAUUAACAAAUUGAAUAGCAUUCCAGAAUUGGCCGAAUCCGCUGCCAACGUUCAUGCCCACACGUUGCGCGCUCAAGUGCAUUUGGAGACUAGCAACAAUCAUAGUGUGGAGUUGGCCAUGCACGAUAUUCAACAAGCCAUUGCCAUGAAUGCCAAAAAUCAACUCCUUCCGUUGCCCGCCAAUGCAUGGAGGAUACUAGCGGAUGCGCAAGAACAAUCGGGAAAUAUACCCGCGGCCAUGGCGGCAUUGCGACAAUGGGCACAACUCAAUCCAUCCUAUGCUACCAAAGUCGCCAAGGAAGUUUCCAGAUUACAGCAGCAGUUGUAGCAUGCACUGUGAUGACAUGACAAUGCGGUGACAAUAGUAUAGACCCAUUCAUAGACAAUAAAUCAAUCUAGACGAAAACUGUAAUUAGACUC
This is a messenger RNA of Seminavis robusta, 946 nucleotides long. NCBI's taxonomy places the organism in Eukaryota, Bacillariophyta, Bacillariophyceae, Naviculales, Naviculaceae. The record is from the annotation of a GenBank genome assembly.